AUGAAGAUUUCUCUUUUUCUUCUUUUGUUACUGUUUUUAUUUUUUUCCCAUGCUACCUUUGCCUUUACUCCGACCAAAAUAAAUUCCAACUCGUUAACAUUUGGCGCUGUCAAUUAUUAUAACCAUGGUCAAAGAAAAAAAGCUAUAAGAUCUACCAUUCAUCCAAAAAUUCACGCAUAUCCCAAUUUUGUAAGCAAUAUAAUUGAACCCUUGUCGAACAAAAAUUUUAAAAAAUAUUUUCUUUUUCGAUCAUUAUCACGUAUAUGUGUUUCUCUAAGUAGUGCUUUCUCACUAAAUGCAAGAAUAUAUUUAUACAGAAAAAAUAAUAACAAUGUAUAUCUGACUCAAGCAUUAAUUUAUAAUGAAAUACUCAUUAAGAUGUUAAAAAUAUGUUGGUUAUAUAAACUAAGUUCAUUUGUUGAUAGAAACAUAAAAUUAUGUAGAAUUAUGUCAACCGUGUUUUAUGUAAUUGGUAUUUAUUUUGGAAUAGCUUCAUCCACUUGGAAUUUUUCAAAAAAUUCUUUUUUUUUUUCAUAUAUCUUAUAUACACUGUCCUCAAUUCUGCAAAGUUUAAGUAUCAUGACUUAUGCAUCUAUUAGAUCUGCUACAAACCUUCGCUUGUGCCAAAUCUUGAACACACCAGAUAGAACGGAUCUCGAGAUAGUUAAUACAAAUAGUGUUCAAUCAUGCAAGGAUCAUUCAUCCAAUGUUAAUCCUGUAAAUCAUGAACCAAAAAAAUAUCACACAGAUGAAACAAAUUUUAACAAAAUUCCAGAAAAUUAUUCUCUAACAUAUAGAGAUCAGCAUGUAAAUAUUGAUCUUGCACAGAAUAGUAACGCUUCACAUGUGAAGUUAUCAAAAGGGAUUACUACUUCUCUUGGAUGCAGCAGCGAAAUAGAUCAAGCAAGGGAAAGAGAUAAUACCAUGGAAAUUCACAGUAAUAACAAGGAUUUUUCCAUCCAUCAAUCAAAUUGUACAACUGAAUCCGGUAGUAGUAGUAGUAGCAGUAGAAGUAGAAGUAGUGGGAUGGACUUACACGACAUACAAAUCGAAAAGAUGAAAAUAUACCACAUUGGAGAAGUAAGUGUUAUUACUGAUCUGCUGGCAUCCGUUGUAGACCUAGUAACAGUUGUGAUUCUAGCACGAGCCACCAAAUGGAUUAAGCAAAAACUUUAUUUUUAUGUCAUGUUGUCUUCUUUGCAUUUAUUUUUUUCAUACAAAGAAUUACAGUGUUUGCUAAACUAG
Messenger RNA from Plasmodium gonderi, 1245 nucleotides. RefSeq lists its product as hypothetical. NCBI's taxonomy places the organism in Eukaryota, Apicomplexa, Aconoidasida, Haemosporida, Plasmodiidae. The record is from RefSeq and is a predicted model, not a curated record. The transcript is spliced from 2 exons. Bases 1 to 1245 code for a protein of 414 amino acids.